Molecule: messenger RNA, 2031 nt
Organism: Rubroshorea leprosula
Lineage: Eukaryota; Viridiplantae; Streptophyta; Magnoliopsida; Malvales; Dipterocarpaceae
Source: the annotation of a GenBank genome assembly
CUUUCUCUUCUCUUCUUCUUAUGUUUUUUUUCUCUGCACUAAGGACAAUCUCUCCAUUGUUGGCUUAGCUCUCUCUAUAAAUCUCGUGGAUUCAUACAAACCGAAGCCUGAAACCUUACAAUUCAAUUCCGGCGUCUGUGGGAGCAUACAAUGGCAGUUGUUUCCAGGGUAGGCCCGUUAUAUUGCAUUCAGGCUGACGUAACGCAGGGUAGGACAGUACAGCCUGUGGUUUUUGACAGGGCAAGGAUUGUGGAGGCAUCUACUAUGAAAGAAAAAUCUAUUGGUUUUUCUUCCUUGUCAAGCAGCUCUUGCAAGAUGGUGCGAAGUUUCCCUGUAGAAACUGAGGGUGUGGGGAUCAAAAGAGCGUGCAGGAUAAUUGUUGCAGCUAGUCCUCCCACUGAGGAUGCUGUGAUUACUACAGAGCCACUGACAAAAGAGGAUCUUGUUGGAUACCUUGCUUCUGGAUGUAAGCCUAAGGAGAAAUGGAGGAUAGGUACAGAACAUGAGAAGUUUGGUUUUGAGUUUGAAACUUUGAGUCCUAUGAGAUAUGAACAAAUAGCAGAGUUACUUAAUGGUAUUGCUGAGAGAUUUGACUGGGAAAAAAUAAUGGAGGGGGACAAUAUUAUAGGACUCAAACAGGGGAAGCAAAGCAUAUCACUGGAGCCUGGAGGCCAGUUUGAGCUUAGCGGUGCACCUCUUGAGACUUUGCAUCAAACUUGUGCUGAGGUCAAUUCACAUCUUUAUCAGGUUAAAGCUGUUGCAGAGGAAAUGGGCAUUGGAUUCUUAGGCAUUGGUUUCCAGCCCAAAUGGGGAAUUAAAGACAUACCUAUCAUGCCCAAGGGAAGAUAUGAGAUUAUGAGAAAUUACAUGCCUAAGGUUGGCUCAUUGGGACUUGAUAUGAUGUUCAGAACAUGCACAGUUCAGGUUAAUUUGGACUUCUGUUCAGAAGUUGACAUGAUCAGGAAAUUCCAAGCUGGUCUUGCUUUACAGCCUAUAGCAACAGCUCUAUUUGCAAAUUCACCUUUUAUGGAAGGGAAGCCAAAUGGUUAUCUCAGCAUGAGAAGCCAUAUUUGGACUGAUACUGACAACAACCGUACUGGCAUGCUUCCUUUUGUAUUUGAUGACUCCUUUGGGUUUGAGCAGUAUGUUGACUAUGCUCUUGAUGUUCCAAUGUAUUUUGUUUAUCGGAAAAAGAAGUAUAUUGACUGCACCGGGAUGUCAUUCAGGGACUUUAUGGCUGGAAAACUUCCAAGCAUUCCUGGUGAAUUACCAACCCUCAAUGAUUGGGAAAAUCAUUUGACUACAAUAUUUCCAGAGGUUAGACUAAAGAGGUACUUGGAGAUGAGAGGUGCUGAUGGAGGGCCUUGGAGGAGGUUAUGUGCUUUACCAGCUUUUUGGGUGGGCUUGUUAUAUGAUGAGGUCUCUCUACAAAAUGUUCUAGACAUGACAGCUGAUUGGACACCUGAAGAAAGACAAAUGUUAAGAAAUAAGGUUCCAAAGACUGGUCUAAGGACACCAUUUCGGGAUGGACUGUUGAAGCAUGUAGCUGAAGACGUUUUAAAGUUGGCAAAGGAUGGCCUGGAAAGGAGGGGAUUUAAGGAAUCAGGGUUCUUAAAUGAGGUGGCAGAGGUAGUUAGAACAGGUGUGACACCAGCUGAGAAACUUUUGGAAUUGUACCAUGGGAAAUGGGGACAAUCAGUAGAUCCUGUUUUUGAGGAGCUACUUUACUGAGGUGAACAAUGUUCUUGUGCAUUAAGUGACAGCCCCUUGCAUUAUGUAAACUGUCAAGUGUCCACUAUUUGGGCAUGGUUUUUUGGUUCUCUAUUGAAUGUUUCUAAUUUGCUCUUAAAAUAAAUUGUGAUUAUAAAUCCUUGGUACCGAGGAUUCUUGUGUAAACCAUCAUGGAAUACAUAAAGCGUUUGUUCAAGUCAAGCCACUUCAUAUAAACUCCUGAAGUAAUAAUUGUUGGUUUAUAACAUCAUUUAUUGUAACAAUUUUGAUCUUGACUCCAAAUCAAAAUUUUUAAGUUUU